UUGGCAAAAGCUUUUCUAUCAAGCAUAGUUUCUUAGUUCACUGUUUGAAUAACUAUGCCAUCACAACUGUAAGAUCCACUAAAACUUGGUCUCAUGGCAGAUCAUGAUGCAGAAUCUUCCUCCUCACAUUUCAUAUAUGAUGUUUUUUUGAGCUUUAGAGGCUUCACCCGAUACGGAUUCACGGAUCGCCUCUAUCAUGCUUUGUGUGAGAGAGGAAUCACCACCUUCAGAGAUGAUGAGAACCUCAGAGUUGGUGAUAGAAUCAGAGAUACUCUUCUUGAAGCCAUUGAAAGAUCCAGGAUGUCUAUUGCUGUGCUGUGUAAGGACUAUGCUUCUUCCACAUGGUGUUUGGAUGAACUAGUACAGAUCAUGAAGUGCUGGAAUAAUGGAAAACAUCAACCAGUUUUACCAAUCUUUUAUCUAGUGGAACCAUCAGAUGUGAGGCACCAGAGGAACCAAUAUGAAAAAGACAUGAUGAAGCAUGAAGACAGAUAUGGCAAAGACUCCCAUGAUAUAAAAGCAUGGAGGUCGGCUUUGCGUGAAGUGGCCGAUCUAAGUGGAGUGACUUGUACAGUGAAGAGCUAUGAAGGAGAGAUUAUCAAGAAAAUUGUUCAAGAGGUCUCGGAAAAGCUUCCUCCUGAACCACUAUACAUUAAGCAUCCAAUUGGCUUUGAUUCUCACUUUGAAGCAGUGGAAUCACUUUGGAAUAUUGAAUCCGACAAUACCAUUAGCCUGCUGGUCAUUUAUGGAGAUGGUAACAAGACCACAUUUGUUGGAGAGUUGUUUAACAAGUUCAGGCAUCAAUUUGAAGCUGCAAGUUUUCUUGACAAAGUGUCUGAAAAAUCAGCAAGAAGCGGCCUCGAAAAUCUCCAAAAGAUACUUGUGUAUGAGAUGGGUGCGCAUAAAAGACCUACGCGGGGAAGCACAUUAACAGGAUCUUCUGAUAUAAAACAAAGUCUCCGCGGUAAAAGAGUCCUUCUGGUUCUUGAUGAUGUUGCUACUACAGAACAGUUGCACUCAUUGGUAGGAAGAAGUGAUUGGUUUCAUCCUGGAAGCAGAAUUGUUAUAACAACAAGAGAUGUCAGUUUCCUAAAUAAUCAAGUGUUAGAUGGAUUCAAGAUUGAGAAAUAUUGCAUUAACGAAGGUGAAUUUGAAGGAAUGGGAGGUGCUAGAUCCAAUCAGAAGCAAGAUAAGGUCGUUGAGGAAGAUAUGGUGGGCUUUGUAAAUAUCUUUAAUUGUAUAAUUGAGCAGUUGAAGGAAAAUAAGUCAUAUCUUAAUGUUAUCUCCGUGAUAGGCAUGGGAGGUUUGGGUAAGACUACCCUUGUUAAAAAUAUUUACAACAACAAUGAGGUGAAGAAGUUGUUCUCUUAUUGUGUCUGGGUUACUGUUUCUAAGGACUACAAAGCCAAGGAGCUUUUUCAAAGCCUUCUACAAGGUUUUGGGUUUUCCGAGCCUAAUAUAGACGAAGACUAUCAAAAGAGCAUUCUCCAAAACUUCUUAGAGAAGAAGUAUUUGAUAGUACUUGACGACAUAUGGAAGCCUGAAGUUUGGGAUGAAAUAAAAUGCUUAUUUCCGGAUAACAAAAAUGGUAGUGCAAUAGUGAUAACUAGCCGGAAUGAUGGCGUGGCAAACUAUACAGGAUCAAAGUCCUACUACCCUCCAUUGCUAGAUGAAGAUGAAAGUUGGAAAUUAUUCUGCAAGAAGGUGUUUAAGGAAAGGAAGUGUCCUUCUGUUUUAGAACAUAUGGGUAGAUUAAUGGUCGAAAAGUGUCGAGGUUUACCGCUUGCUAUUGUAACCUUAGCAGGAGUUGUUGCUAAGAAGAGGAGAGAAACAGUUGAGUGGAGAAGAAUCGUGCGCAACGUUCUUUGGUACGUUGACAAAGAUGAUGGCAGAGUAACAAAUGUGUUAAAGCUCAGUUAUGACAGUUUACCUCAAAGAUUGAAGUCUUGUUUUCUAUUUUUGGGGGUGUAUCCCGAAGAUUAUAAAAUUAAUGUGAAACGAUUGAAACUGUUAUGGAUUGCUGAAGGAUUAAUACAACCGCCAAAAAUAGGAAUAUCAGAUGGUCCAGAAGUAGAAGAUAUUGCUGAAGAGUACUUGAAUGAGUUGGUGGAACGUAGCUUGGUGAUGGUGGUAGAAAGAAGGAGUGAGGGAGGGGUCAAAAGCUGCUGGAUUCAUGACCUUCUCCUUGAUCUUUGCAUAUCAGAGAGUAGAGCUGAUAAAGAAAUAGAGAUCUGCACGGAGAAGAACAUUAGUUCCUUGGGCAAUGCUAAAUCUUGUAGAUUGUCUCUUCGAGGCAAUUAUAUGGUUUCACUUAAGCAGUCCGAUCACUUCAGAAUCCAUUCUUUAAUCUGCAACUUUGGAUGGAUACAUGACAUAAGUCUACCGAGUUUCCCUUUAGCUCGCAUUGUGGACCUUGGAUAUGGUACUCUUCAUUCAUCAAUGGCCCGGGAUUUGGAGAUGUUUAUCUAUUUAAGAUACUUGAGACUAAGCAAGAGUUACUACCAAUCAGACGAGGUUGUUCCAAUCUGCUCCCUUCCAAAUCUAGAAACUCUAAUUAUUGAAAAUAUUGCUCUAUAUGGUCAUGAAGAUGACUAUAGUAAGACUACUUAUACUCUCCCACAUGAAAUAUGGAGGCUCAAGAAACUGAGACAUCUUGAAGGGAGGCUAUGCAUGACGAGUAACACGAUUCCAACGGACAUCCCCGGAGAAGACUGUUUGCCGAAUCUCCAAACCCUCCAAGUUGUCACUCUUGAAGAAGGAUUGACAGUAUCCUCCAUUGUUAAUGGGAGAUUCCCCAAGCUUAGAAAAUUGGGUUUGCGGUGGAAUAGCGAAAGUAAAUAUACAGAGCAUCAAUUAUUACAAGGCUUGCAUCACCUGGAAAAUCUAGAAAAACUAAAACUGGUGGACUUUGAGGAAUUACCAUUAAAAGCCUGUGAAUUUCCUUCCAGUAUUGCCAAGAUAAACUUAAUGUUAUCAGAUGAGGAGCUUCCAUGGUUUGGGGAAUUCAACUACAGUUGCUUGAAUACUCUGGGAGACCUCAUCAGCCUCCGUGUUCUGAAAGUAACCAUGCAAGGUUUGAGCAGUGGUGACUCUCUUCGCCUUGCUGCUGGAAGCUUCCGAAAUCUUGAAGUGCUUCAUUUGGCAGAGAAGAAUUUCAAAGAAUGGAUAUUAGAGAAAGGUGCAAUGCCAUCUCUCCAGCAUCUGAUCAUCGAAUUCUGCAACUUGGAUGAGCUUCCAGAGCAACUGUGGUCCUUGACUAACUUGCAAGUUGUGCAUGUUGUUGCCCCAAAGCCAGCAUUGAGAAAUAGCCUCGAACGUGUUAAGCCUAAGAAUGGUUGUAAGCUCAUCAUAGAAACACUCGACCAGUAUCUUGGAAGCUUAACUAAACGAAGCUAUCAAGUCCCACCAUCAAGCCCAGAAACUCCCACAUCCAACUGAAGUUGAAGUGAAUAGGUAGAAGCUUUUCAAUCUUCUCACAUUUUUAUUCAUUAUUUUCUCUCGAUGUCUCGAAUUUAUAUUACUCAGUAGAUACAUCCAUGAACUAGGCAGAGCUAUCAAGUCUAAUCACAAGCAUAUGCCAGGUUUUAACUUCACAUUUCAAACAUAUAUGUGGAGAAUGGUCCUGCAAGACUAUUACAUUGUUUCCACCAACCAUCAAUGCAUUGAAGAAAAGGCAAUUAGCUAUGAUGUAAGCUUUUUGGAAUCAUUUAAACAGAGGAAUCAGUAUUGAAAGAACCGAAUCUAAUGAUAGAUCAGUCAAAGAUAAUGCAACAAAGUAAAUAUUGCACGGUGAUAAAACAUAAAGAAACAAAUGUAAAACUUCAACUGCAUAUAUAGGG
This is a messenger RNA of Arachis stenosperma, 3839 nucleotides long. Its product is annotated as probable disease resistance RPP8-like protein 2. The record is from RefSeq and is a predicted model, not a curated record. The transcript is spliced from 4 exons. Gene Ontology annotation, molecular function: ADP binding. The coding region runs from base 94 to 3438 and encodes 1114 amino acids. Gene Ontology annotation, biological process: defense response; signal transduction. Lineage: Eukaryota; Viridiplantae; Streptophyta; Magnoliopsida; Fabales; Fabaceae.